UCUAUUGGCUCUAAGUUUCGUGUGCACACCAAGUGUUCGAUGAAAUGUCUUACCGAAAUUUCGUCCUGAUUCGUUUACCUCACUAGUUGCCCGAGAGCCUUCUUACCGUCAUCUCUCUGAUUGGCGUUUAGGGUUUUUCGAAACCUUCAAUCUUUUUUUCUCUCCUAGCUCUGAUUUCGUGGGAUUUUAAAGAAUCGUUGCAUUGCGGUUUGCUAAAGCCUGAAGAUGAACUCUACUGUUUGGUGGGAAGGAGCUGAGAAGACACGAGUUCUCAUUGCCCCAGAUUCAGGUUGUGGCGGAAACGAACCCGGAGAACUGUUAACACUUUGCCAUCCAAAAUCAGAAAAUGGAACAUGCUACCUUUUUAAUAAUGGGAUGCUUCAAGAGAUUCAAUGGUUUAAGCAGUCAUAUGGUUCUUGGUUCCUGGGAGACUAUAUUUCUCAAGAUGGAAGCUUAUAUAUGGCCACUCCAGUUGAUCCUGUUUUCAUCUUGUUGCCUAUUUUCGACAAAGCAAGAAUGAAGAAAGGUGAAGAUCCUGGAAAGUUCAGGCAACUGGAUGAGAUUUUAUAUGUGGAAGGAUAUUCUGGAUAUCAACAUUUAUUGGCACUUGCAGAGAAGUGUAUGGAAAUCGUUUGUCAAACUCAAGAGGUUGGAUCUAUGAAGUUCUAUCGGCUUGACAACUCGAAAGUCUUAGCUUGGUUGAGUUUUAAGGUCUGCUGUUUAAAGAAGACUCUACCGGAAUUAGACAAGAACUAUGCAGCUCAAGAUGAGCAACAAACAUUGGUAGAUGCCGUUUCGAUUGUGGGAGAGUACUUGAAGACAGAGCCUUGGUUGAAGCUUCUCUAUGAUCAUCUUGGGCUCGAGUUUGUUGAUCCGACAAUGAAAGAAACCAAUGUGGAGAGUCUUCUAACUGUAGAUGAGAAUAACAUGGCUUCCUCAAAUUCAUUUCAGGAGAAAGCAAAUAAAAAGCCAGGAAAACCGACAAAGCAAGCAAAGUUAGAGACUGGAUCAAAGAACAUAAGGGAUAUGUUUUCAAGGGCUUGUAAGAAAAAAUGCUAAACGAUAUCGGAUAUGUUUCCAACUAUUUAUGAUUGUUUUUCCGGCUAUCAGCUAUUUGCUUAGCUAGCAAAUUAUGAACAAAGACCAA
Eutrema salsugineum is the source of this 1147-nucleotide messenger RNA. Its product is annotated as ribonuclease H2 subunit B. The transcript has 11 exons. Gene Ontology annotation, cellular component: nucleoplasm; ribonuclease H2 complex. The record is from RefSeq and is a predicted model, not a curated record. NCBI's taxonomy places the organism in Eukaryota, Viridiplantae, Streptophyta, Magnoliopsida, Brassicales, Brassicaceae. Gene Ontology annotation, biological process: RNA catabolic process; ribonucleotide metabolic process. The coding region runs from base 226 to 1059 and encodes 277 amino acids.